Molecule: messenger RNA, 6008 nt
Organism: Antechinus flavipes (yellow-footed antechinus)
Lineage: Eukaryota; Metazoa; Chordata; Mammalia; Dasyuromorphia; Dasyuridae
Gene: DSG3
Product: desmoglein 3
Exons: 16
Coding region: 110-3490 (1126 amino acids)
Biological process (GO): homophilic cell-cell adhesion
Cellular component (GO): plasma membrane; desmosome
Molecular function (GO): calcium ion binding
Source: RefSeq, a predicted model, not a curated record
GACACACUGCUAAGAUAGAGCUUCUCCAAGUUUCCAUUUCAAGAGGUACAAUAGACUAGAACUGAAAGAGACACUUAUUGGGAUUUGUUUGCAGGAGAAAUCAGAAGCCAUGAGUUGGCUUGCUUUAAGAGCUGCGGGAGUUCUGGUCAUUUUAAUGGUGGUGGUAGAGGUCAACUGUACAUUCUGGGUAGAGGUAAAAGAACAAAAUGAAGAAAGUGGCACAGCCUUGCAGAAGCCCCUCAGAAGAUAUAAACGUGAAUGGGUCAAAUUUGCAAAACCUUGUCGAGAAAGAGAAGACAAUUCAAAGAGGAAUCCAAUUGCUGUUAUUACUUCAGAUUUUCAAAAAAACCAGAGAAUUACAUAUCAUAUCUCUGGAGUGGGAAUUGAUCAACCCCCUUAUGGUAUCUUCAUUGUUAACCCCAGAACUGGAGAAAUUAACAUAACAGCAAUAGUUGAUCGAGAGGAAACCCCAAAGUUCCUGAUUACCUGUCGGGCUCUAGAUGAAAGGGGGAGAGAUGUAGAGAAGCCUCUUAUACUUACAGUCAAAAUCUUAGAUGUCAAUGACAAUCCUCCAGUGUUCUCACAAAGCAUAUUCUAUGGUGAAAUUGAAGAAAACAGUGCAGCAAAUACUCUGGUAAUGGUGUUAAAUGCAACAGAUGCUGAUGAACCAAAUCAUAUGAAUUCCAAAAUUGCCUUCAAAAUAAUCUCACAAGAGCCUCCGGGACAACCCAUGUUCCUCCUAAACAGACAUACUGGGGAAGUGCAUUCAAUGACCAAUACUCUUGAUAGAGAGAAAUACAGCAAGUAUAGCCUGCUUGUAAGUGGUGCAGAUCUUGAUGGAGCUGGACAAGCAACUGAAUGUAGUUGUCAAAUUACGAUUAAAGAUGUUAAUGACAAUUUCCCAUAUUUUAAAGACUCACAGUAUUCAAUAAAGAUUGAAGAAAAUAUGCUUAGUUCUGAAGUGAUUCGGUUUCAAGUAACAGAUCUUGAUGAAGAGUUCACAGAUAAUUGGUUUGCUGAAUAUUUCUUUACCUCUGGAAAUGAGGGGAAUUGGUUUGUAAUAGAAACUGAUCCAAAAACCAAUGAAGGAAUCCUGAAAGUAGUUAAGGCUCUGGAUUUUGAACAAUUUCAAAAUAUGCAACUUGUUUUAGCUGUUAAAAACAAGGCUCCAUUUCACCAGUCAGUUAUUUCUCUGAAUCGAAUUCAGUCAAUUCCCAUCAAAGUCACAGUUAUAAAUGUAAAAGAGGGUAUUGCAUUCCAUCCUACUUCAAAAACUUUUACAGUUAAGAAAGGCAUAAGUUAUAAAAAAUUGAUCGGUUAUGUUCUUGGAACAUAUCCAGCCAUUGAUGAAGAUACUGGCAAACCUGCAUCUUUUAUCAGAUAUGCAAUGGGACGUAAUGAUGGUGGUUUCUUAGUCAUUGAUUCAAAAACUGCUCAAAUUAAAUUUGUCAAAAACAUUGAUCGAGAUUCAACAUUCAUAGUCAAUAAGACAUUAACAGCUGAGAUUCUGGCAAUAGAUGAUAGCACAGGAAAGACAUCAACAGGCACCAUAAUUGUUAAAGUGCCCGAUUUCGAUGAAAAUUGUCUUAAAAUUUCCGCUAACAAGGAAACGGUUUGUCGUACAUCUGCAUCAGUUAUUGUCACAGCUAAGCCUCUGCAAAACCAGCCAUACAUUCAACCCUUCAAAUUUUCCCUAGUUGAACAGCCUGUGGGGACUCCAGCAAUAUGGAGCAUUACAGCAAUAAAUGAUACCUCUGCAAUUUUGAGAGCCCAGAAAACACUAUCUACUGGAACAUAUCCACUGUCUCUCAUAGUUACAGACAGGCAAGGUAUGAGUUGUGAAAUACCCGAGACUCUGGAAUUACGAGCCUGUGACUGUGAUGAGAACCAAAAGUGUGUUGAGAAGGUUCCCUUCCCAAAACCUGGUGAUACUAAUAGGCAAAGAGGGAAACCAUCAGUAAGCCUUGGUCCUGCUGGCAUUGGUCUACUGCUUCUUGGCCUUUUGAUGUUGUUGUUGGCCCCCCUUCUGUUAUUAUUUUGUGACUGUGGGGCAGGAGGCCUAGGUGGUGUUGGAUCUGGAUUUGUUCCUGUGCCAGAUGGGUCUGAAGGUACAAUUCACCAAUGGGGAAUAGAAGGUGCCCAGCCACAAGAUAAGGAGAUCACAAAUAUUUGUGUGCCUCCAAUAACAGCCAAUGGAACCGAAUUUAUGGAAAAUUCUGAAGUUUGUACAAAUGCAUAUGCAGCAGAGACCAUCACAGAAGGAACUUGUGGUAUAGAAUUAAUGACCAGACUUAGAGCAGCUUCCGGAUCAGGAGGAACUGCAGGCUUGGGAGGUACUGGGUAUUCUGGAACAAUGAGGACAAGACAUUCCACUGGAGGAACCAUUAGAGAAUGUGCUGAAGGACCAAUCAGUAUGACUUUCUUGGACACCUAUUUCUCUCAGAAAGCAGUUGCCUGUGCAGAAGAAGAAGAUGAUCAAUUAGUAAGUGACUGCCUCUUAGUUUAUGAUGAUGAAGGAGUAGAACCUCCUAGUUCUCCUGUAGGAUGUUGUAGUUUUAUUGCAGAUGAUUUAGAUGACAGCUUCUUGGAUUCAUUAGGGCCAAAAUUUAAGAAGCUGGCAGAAAUAAGCAUGGGUAUUGAUAAUGAAACUAAACCCUCUGAGGCACCUGGGAAAACAACUACAACUGAAACUUCUGGAUCAGUGUCAGCAUGUGCCACAUCUACAAAUGUUACCUGUCAGCCUACCACCAAUGUUACCUGUCAGCCUACCACCAAUGUUACCUGUCAACCUGCUACAGGAACAACUUUCUAUAGCAAUGGAACUUCAACUCUCUCUGCUUCUGGUUCUGUCUUGGUGCCUGCAAUUCCAAUACCUGAUCCUUUGCUCCAGGGUAAUUUUUUGAUGGGUGAAUCUUAUACUGCUUCUAGUUCAUUCUUGCAGCCUUCAAAUGUAGUCUUUGAUUCUCAGCUCACAGAAAACAUGACAGUGACAGAAAGAGUAAUUUGCCCCAUUUCAAAUGUUUCUGGAAUUCAAGGCAACCUGCAUGGUCCUACUCAGUGCUGCUUAUCUGAACCUACUCAGUGCAGCUUACCAGGUCCUACUCAGUGCAACUUACCUGGUCCCACUCAGUGCAGUUUACCUGGUCCCACUCACUGCAGCUUACCUGGUCCCACUCAGUGUAGUUUACCUGGUCCCACUCAGUGCAACUUACCUGGUCCCACUCAGUGCAGUUUACCUGGUCGCACUCACUGCAGCUUACCUGGUCCCACUCAGUGCAGUUUACCUGGUCCCACUCACUGCAGCUUACCUGGUCCCACUCAGUGCAGUUUACCUGGUCCCCCUCACUGCAGCUUACCUGGUCCCACUCAGUGCAACUUACCUGGUCCCACUCACUGCAGCUUACCUGGUCCCACUCACUGCAGCUUACCUAGUACUACUCAACUAGCAGGAUCAUGUAAUAUGACUUGCACAAGAGAUUCAUGCUCUUGAUAGAUAUGACCAAAAAUAAAUGGGAUGGAAUAAUGAGCAAACUUGGCCAUUUUAACUUAUUAUAUAGUCCCAAAACAUUAUUGGCUAUUUUUAUCCAAUGAUUAGGAUUACAACCCAAAUCUUAAACUCAGACAAUAAUAAGUUGUUACAGUUGAUGUAAAAAUAUUAUUUAAAUUAAGACAUCAAAAAUUAUGACACCAGAAAAAACUGUGUGAAGAAGCUUUGAAUCAUUUUCUUUUUGCAGUACCAAUAAGGGCAGCAUAACAUAGUACAUAAAGAACCAACAACAGAGACAAGAAUACUUGAGUUUCAGUUUCCUCUGACAUAUAACUUGCUCUAUGACUAUGGAGAAGUCAAUUAAUUUCACAGUCUGAGCAUAUUACUCUCUAAGACACUAAGUUACAAACAGAUGUCUCAUAUGUAUUGGUGGAGUGAAUUUCCAGACCAGGCUUUCCUUAAUCUUAUAAAAUUAGAGGUCCUAUCAAAAAAGAAUUAAUUAAGGCAAAAUUAAUAGACUCCAAAAGCAAUUUAGAGAGUUUAGAGAAUUCAGUCCUUCCAACUUUGAAGGAAGGACAACUGAAGUUUCUUCUUGAUUGUCACCCUUUCCUAUGCCUUAUUGUGUUGUGGCAUCAAAAGCUGUUUUCAAAAGCACAUUUAGCUUCUAGGAGAGAAAAAUAUGAAUUUCAAUGUAAUCCUAUCAUCUCUUGGUGCUUGGAGAUAAUAUUUCUGUAAUGUAUACAUGAAGCCACAGUUAUUAAGCACUGAGCUUUUGGUACAUUUCUUAUAAUGAUCAGAAAAAUAAGUAAAUUAUAUAGUAAGGACAUAAUGACAUUUAGGAAAUUUCAGAAGUCUGUAAGCAAACUGCGAGCAAUAGUUAACAUACUCUAUCACCUUAAAAAAAAUCCAAAGAUUCCAUCUUAUACUUGAUACAUAUGAUCUCAAAUUACUUCUCAUAAAUGAUAGAGGUAAGCAUGGUAAUAGUUUUUUUAAAAUGGCUUCAUUUUAAAAAGUGUAAGUGGAAAGAUGUCAUUUAUCUUGUGGUCAGCUACUGACAUAAUGAAAUGACACAAGGGUUCUCAUAAUUUCAUGGACAUCCUAACUAACAUUUUAGGAAACUUCAUCACCAAAUCAUCUUCUGAUAAAUUACACACUUGUGGCAAAGCAUCAACAAGGACCACUUCUUAAAUUCUAGUGGCAAUAAAAAGCUCUACAGCUUUGAUGAAUGUAGCAUUUGUGUGCCCUGUCAAAACCAGGUCAGUUGAGUUUUGAAAGGUUAGAAUAUAUUGCCAUGAAGUUGAAUGUUGUUUUUAGUUUUUCAAGCCUUUCUACUCAUUCAAAAAAUUCAGCCUUUAGAUUAUGCAGAAUAUGCAGAUUAACAUCACCCACCCACCUUUUUAUACAUAUCCUUACCUUAUUUGAGACUCUAAAGAUUAUUAUCAAAUUGCAUUACUUCCAGUUUUUCCCUAAGUUUCUAGACACAGUCAUGCAAAUAUGUUGUUGCUUUCUUUAGAUUCAAUUCAAAGGAAUAGAAUUUGAGAACUGCUUAUUUUAGGAUUGUAGAACUGUUCUCUAGAGGAGAACACCAACUCUAGGAUUCAUAGAGGAGAAUGGACACCUUGCAGCUCUGUGCCCUUAAUAAAUGUUUGAGUGAAUACAUGAAAGAUAUUCGGUCCAACUCAAUAAAUAUUUACUGAAGGUCUUCUCUGGAGUCAUACCCACUCUACUCUUUCAUCAUAGAAGUAAAAAUCUUUGCCAUACCCCUGUGAAUAUAACAGCAGAAAUCAAGAGAAAGCUGACACAACAUUGCCAUUAAAAAGAAACUGGAUAUAGGGAACAUACAACUUUGGUUCUAUGUACAUGAAAGUAUACAAUGCUUCAUCAGUGGCUAAAAUGUCUAUCUGGGAACCUUCAGGGUCUCUUUACCUCCUUCCUAAUCCUAGAAGACCAGAUGUUUAUAUAACAUUAUGUACAUUAACAAGAAAGAGAAGAAAUAAAAGGAAUUGCAUAGCAUAAUAAAGAGUAUUGGAUUAGAACCAAAGAUAUGGAUCACAGUCUUUCUCCAUCAUUAACCUGCUUAUGAUUUUUCUGUAUCUUCUUUUGGCCUCAGUUUCUCUAUCAGCAAAAUUAGGUGGUUGGACUAGAUGAUCUAUAGGUCCUUUCUGGUUCCAUAGUUUUAUGAACAUUCUGAGGGGAAAGAUUUCUAUUUGUUGUGGGAGGUAGAAUGUUGUUUAAAUAAAAUGUUUAUGUAAAUGAAAAAUUAAGAUGAACUGUGUGUUAAACUGAAAAAGUACUGUUCUUUCAGUUUGUAAUUUAGCUUUAAAUUUCCAUGUUGAAUUCAAUUCAACGCUAAAAUGUUGCUUUUGGGGGGGGGGGGUGCUUUUUUCACCAAAGUAAAAUUUGAGAUAAAGGCAACAAAGAAAAAGUGUGAUAUGUUUAUUUGUAUGUAUUAUUAAUUCUAAAUAGAAAAUGUGUAUCCUUUAACAAUGGAACUUUGUUAUAUUAAAAUAUUUUUGCCAAA